AUGAAUAUAUCGAAUCCAAAUAACGAACUCCUGAAAGCAAUCAAUUCUCCUGCAUUUACUUUAUACACAUGUAUUGAAUUAUUAUGCAAACAUGCUGAUAAUAUUGGGAUCCAUUACUAUCUAUGUCAAAGAUUAUUGACUUUCCCACAUUCAGAAAUACAAUUUUAUAUCCCACAAUUAGUACAAAUUUUACUUACUAUUGAAACUGAGUCUAUGGCUUUGGAGGAUCUACUAAUGCAAUUGAAAAAUGAAAAUCCACAUUUUGCUUUGUUGACAUUUUGGCAAUUGCAAGCAUUAUUGACCGAUCUAUCUACAGAUCCUGAAUCAUAUGGCUUCCAAGUAGCUAGACGUGUUUUAAAUAAUCUACAAUCCUCACUAUUUAAUACUAAUCCCUAUAUUGAUGAUACAUCAACACAUAAUAGCAGUAACACAAGCAAUCCUAGUUCUUAUUAUUUAACUGAUGGGAGAUCAACAAAAAUGCAUGAAAAUGUGGCACCUGCCAUUGUUUAUACAUCAAUGAUUAUGAGUGCAAUGACGUUCCCGGAAUUAUCUAACAUGACUAAGCCAUUAGUGGAAUCUCAAGGUAGAAGACAAAAAUCUUAUGUAUUUAAAUUGGCUAGAAAUGCCAUGAAAGAUUUGACAAGGAAUCUAACACUUAAAAACACACUAUUGAAUAGUAAAAAAAAUAGGAAAUAUAAUACAAAUGAGGUGCAACAUAAUAUGGAUGAUAAAGUUAGAGCGGCUAUUGAGGCUAAUUCAAACUAUAGAUCGAAAUCCACAUCUACUAUGGAUCGUAAAAGAUUAAACCAUUCAAACUCCAUGGUCGGUAGUCCUAUACUUAAACAUAACUCCUUUGAUCAAAGAAGAUCUUCGUCUCACGAUACCAUUACCACAUCUUUGAAUUCAACUUUUGAUAUAAUUGAUUCAACAAUGACAAGAGAGGAUAUUAUGUUUAAGAAACCAAGAAAAAAAGAUGCUAUUCAACAAGCAACGUUAGAUUUUAGCAUAGUUGAUGAUAUAGGUAAUCAAUUAUUUGAAGAAAAGAUUUCCACCUCAAUUAAAUUACCCAAAAGAAAAUCAAAGUUUCUUGCAAAAAAUGGAUCUUCUUCAACUGAAAUUUACAAAAAUACAGCAACAUCCACUACUACUUCUGAUGGAGAUAAUAUAGAAAGGAAGGAUACUGUAAUUUCAAGUGAUGGAGAGGAUGUUUCUGCCAUUACAAAUAAUGACAACGCAUUUAUUAAUGGUAAUUUAUCUAAGGAUAGAAAAAGUAUAUUAUCAAAUUACGAAAAUUUUACAAAAUCUUUACCAGAUCUACAUAAAGUAACACCAUCAAAGCCAUCAAUUUCUUCUAAUUUAAAGAAAAGUAUUUUACAAAAAAAUAAUAUAAAUAGUUCUAGUAGAGACACUAAUAACAGCAAUGAUUCAAUUAGCACUUCUACUACUAUCACAACUACUACUGCUGACACACCAAGACAUAGUUUUGAUGUUGAUGAUAUAAAAACUCGUCGUACAUUAGUCAGAUCUAAUACGCAACCACCUUCUCAUUUUGAUAUGAUGAGACAAAAGAAAACAAGUUCUUAUCUGGCUAAAGAAGUCGAUAUUUCUAAAUUAUCAACAAAAAAGAAAAUUAAAUUAUUAAAAACAAAUUAUUUCCGUUGUGCAACACAGUUUGCUAUUGCUUUGGAAUCUAUCUCACAAAGAUUAGCACAAGUACCGACUGAAGCAAGAUUAAGUGCGUUGAGAGCAGAAUUAUCUUUAAUGAAUAGGGAUUUACCUGCUGAGGUUGAUAUACCCACUCUUUUACCGCCAAAUAAAAAAGGUAAACUGCAUAGAUUGGUUACAAUCACUGCAAGUGAAGCUCAGGUAUUAAAUUCAGCAGAAAAAGUUCCAUAUUUGUUGUUUAUUGAAUAUCUAAGAGAUGAUUUUGAUUUUGACCCAAUGAGCGAUGAAAAUGAGAAUAUCUUGAAACAUAAUUCUGCUAAUACGUCGCCUUUAUUUGAUUUAAAUUAUUUAAGUAAGAAAAUACAUAAUAGAAAUGAUUGGGUUUCCUUGAUCCCAGGAACACAAGAGGAUAAUAUAUUAACAACCGAUUCAUCCACAAUCGCAACGACUGAUACCAGACACCAUCAACAUCAAGCUCAUAUAUCAAAUAUUGAAGAGUAUUAUAAUUUGCAAAUCACUUCUUUGGAUAAUACUAUAACGAAAUAUCCACAACGUGAAAUGGAUCUCGGUGAUGUGUCCAUAGUUAAAAUGAAAAAUCGUUCAGAUAUUGGAACAUAUAGAAAUGAUAUCAUGUUGAAUGUUGCUGAAAAGGUUCCUAUUAUAGAAUCUGAUUCUUCUAACCGUAGUCCGGAGCUGAAGUUUGUUCAAAAUAUGAAUGAGGUUAUAUCUUUAGAUAAUGAGAAAGAUGUCAAAAGUCAGUUUAUGAGCCCUAAUGAAACAGAAGAUCUGGCUGAGCAAAUGAGAAUAUCAGCACUUAUGUUGAACCAACUAGAUCAAUCACCACAGACACUUUCAGAUUCGACAAAUCAAAUCAGAGCUCAAAUCAUUAUGUCCAUGAAAGAAGUUCAAGAUAAAUUUGGCUAUCGUGAUCUGGAAGCAAUUCAUGGAAAGGCAGGAGAACGUAAAUUAGAAAAUGAUAUGAUGACAGGUGGUAUUGAUACAUCUUAUUUAGGUGAAGAUUGGCAAACUAAGAAAGAAAGGAUCAGAAAACAAUCUAAAUACGGUCAUCUAGAGAACUGGUCAUUAUGUUCUGUCAUUGCUAAAUCAGGGGAUGAUUUAAGGCAAGAGGCAUUUGCGUGUCAAGUUAUUCAAGCAAUGGCUCAAAUUUGGGCCAAAGAAAAGACUGACGUUUGGGUCAAAAAAAUGAGAAUUUUAAUUACUUCUGCUACUACAGGUUUAGUAGAGACUAUUACAAAUGCAAUGUCAGUUCAUAGUAUUAAAAAGGCCCUUACAAAAAAAAUGAUUGAAGAUCAUGAGUUAGAUGAAAGAGGAGGUAUUGCCACUUUAUCGGAACAUUUUGUUCGUGCAUUUGGUAAUCCGGAAGGUUUUAAGUAUAAACGUGCGCAAAGCAAUUUUGCAUCUUCCUUAGCUGCUUAUUCUUUGAUAUGUUAUAUUUUAAGGGUAAAAGAUAGACACAACGGAAAUAUCAUGAUCGACAACGAAGGACAUGUAGUGCAUAUUGAUUUUGGGUUCAUGUUAUCUAAUUCUCCUGGUUCUGUUGGAUUUGAGGCUUCACCGUUCAAGUUGACGUAUGAAUACAUAGAUGUUCUGGGUGGAUUAAAUGGCAGUCCAUAUAAAAAGUAUGUGCAAUUGAUGAAAGAUGGGUUUAAGGCAUUGAGAAAGUAUUCUGACCAGAUAGUUUCUAUGUGUGAGAUUAUGCAGAAGGAUAACAUGCAACCAUGUUUUGAGGCAGGUGAUCAAACAAGUGUUCAGUUAAAGGAUAGAUUCCGUUUAGAUUUAAAAACAGACACUGAAGUGGAUAAGUUUGUGGAAAAUGAUUUAAUUGGAAAAUCAAUGGGUAAUGUUUAUACAAGACUUUAUGAUCAAUUCCAAUUGGUUACUCAAGGUAUUUUAUCUUGA
This is a messenger RNA of Arxiozyma heterogenica, 3585 nucleotides long. It is a transcript of the gene PIK1, whose product is annotated as 1-phosphatidylinositol 4-kinase. Gene Ontology annotation, molecular function: 1-phosphatidylinositol 4-kinase activity. Gene Ontology annotation, biological process: phosphatidylinositol phosphate biosynthetic process; phosphatidylinositol-mediated signaling. The record is from RefSeq and is a predicted model, not a curated record. Gene Ontology annotation, cellular component: cytoplasm; membrane. The transcript has a single exon. Bases 1 to 3585 code for a protein of 1194 amino acids. Lineage: Eukaryota; Fungi; Ascomycota; Saccharomycetes; Saccharomycetales; Saccharomycetaceae.